Benincasa hispida (wax gourd) is the source of this 1051-nucleotide messenger RNA. RefSeq lists its product as uncharacterized. The record is from RefSeq and is a predicted model, not a curated record. NCBI's taxonomy places the organism in Eukaryota, Viridiplantae, Streptophyta, Magnoliopsida, Cucurbitales, Cucurbitaceae.
GUAUGACUAUAAUAAUCAAGUUUAUACUUCAAACGACCCGAGUGGCUUAAUUUGAAAUUGCGUGGUGGGCCAUCUUUCCUCCUUCUGAGUUCUUUUUGAUCUUCAGGCCAUGGCUAUGCAGCAGCAACAUCUCGAUAAGAUGCAACUCCGCCAGAACUAUCGUAAUCUCUGGCACACUGAUCUAAUGCGUACCAUUCAGGCUGACACUCCCUAUUGCUGCUUUGCGUUGUGGUGUGGGCCUUGUGUAUCCUAUUUGCUUCGUAAAAGAGCUCUAUAUAAUGAUAUGUCAAGAUAUGUGUGCUGUGCAGGCUAUAUGCCUUGUAGUGGCAGGUGUGGAGAAAGUAAAUGCCCUGAAUUUUGUCUUUGCACAGAGGUUUUCCUCUGCUUUGGGAAUUCAGUGGCCUCAACUCGAUUUUUGUUGCAAGACGAGUUCAACAUACAGACAACACAAUGUGAUAAUUGCAUUAUCGGUUUUAUGUUCUGUCUACAACAAAUAGCAUGUAUAUUUUCCAUCGUUGCUAUGAUAGUAGGAAGUGAAGAAAUUCAAGAGGCUUCUCAGCUGCUUUCUUGCUUGGCUGAUAUGGUUUAUUGCACGGUUUGCGCAUGUAUGCAGACUCAACACAAGAUUGAGAUGGAUAAGAGAGAUGGCAUGUUCGGACCGCAAGUAAUGGCAGUGCCUCCUCCUCAACAUAUGUCACGGAUCGAUCAGCCAAUUCCUCCCUCGGUUGGAUAUGCACCACAACCUGCAUAUGGGCAGCCCUAUGGUUAUCCUCAGGCUCAAGGCUAUCCAGCUCCGGGCUAUCCUCAACCAGGUUAUCCCCCCACUGGAUAUAGGUAAUAUCUGCUCUGUUCCGCAGAUACCAGUCAUUCAUCGUGUUUUUGUCUAUGCCAUGUUCAUGUGAUUUUCAUCCGAGUUUGUUGCUCUCACUUGUAUGUGUUGAUUUGUAUAAUGAAUUAAUUACAGGGUAUAUUGUGUGAAGUUGGUUAAAGAAUGAUUUGGAUGUGCUAAAUUUCUCUAGUUGAAACUUUUUUUUUUAUCUGUUGGCGAAAA